Molecule: messenger RNA, 1852 nt
Organism: Nestor notabilis (Kea)
Lineage: Eukaryota; Metazoa; Chordata; Aves; Psittaciformes; Psittacidae
Gene: MCPH1
Product: microcephalin 1
Exons: 8
Biological process (GO): mitotic cell cycle
Source: RefSeq, a predicted model, not a curated record
AUGCCCCGGAGGGCGGUGGGUUGUGCCCGGUCGCAGGCCAGCCUGGGCUGUGCAGGCGAUGGGGAGGGCAGGGCUGGGAGCCUCCCGCAGGCAGGCAGCCAGCGUCGGAGUGACCGCCCCUUGGUGUGGCUCCCCGACCGCUCCCGGACGGUGUCGCGGCCCCUUCUGCUGCCAACUAUCGGUAUUUCUGCAUUUGUAGAAGUUUGGUCAUCUAACAGAACAGAAAAUUACUCAGCAACUUUUGAACAGCAACUUCUUGACAUGGGAGCAAAAGUUUCAAAAACUUUGAACAGGCACGUGACCCAUGUAGUCUUCAAAGACGGACAUCUGGCUACAUGGAGAAAAGCACAGAAGAUGGGCAUGAAAAUAGUUUCUGUGCUCUGGGUGGAGAAGUGUCGAGAAACAAGAGUACAUGUUGAUGAAUCCUUAUUUCCUGCAGUAGUUGCUAGUGAAGAAUUACCACAACUGAUCAAAAAGCACAAAUGUAUGCAGCCAAAAGACUUUGUUGAAAAAACUCCAGAAAAUGAUAAAAAGCUGCGGAGAAGACUGGAACAGAUGACUAAAGAAUUAGCCAUACAAAAGAUAGCAGUUAAUGCUGAAACUGAUGUACCAGUUCUGCUGUUUGAAGACAAUGGUUUGCUUGUGUACAGCCCUGUUAAUAAGGUGAAAGAUCAACACAUUGCAAUGGAAAGAAGAAUAAAGGAGAUGAAGGAAAAAAGAGAAAAUAUUUCUCCUACUGCUUCACAAAUGUCUCAGAUACUUCCAAGUAGUUCACCAGGAGACUGUCUGCUACCUACUUGUGUCUUAUCUAAAUCAGAAGACUCAUUGUUACCAGAACAAAUGGAAGACUGCUCGAACUCAAGUUUUUAUUGUCUUUGGGCAACUGAUAAGGUAAAGAGACAAAAAACAGAGGUAGUAAAACCUGCCUGUGAUAGUUCGACUGAUACUCACAUAGCCAUGAGUUUAUCAGGGAAUUCUCCCUCACAAAGCUAUGAGCAGACUUGCUUAACACCAAAACAAUGUAGCAGAAGAAGCUUAAGAAAGAAACAACUUUUUCAGCACACUUUGGAUGAUGAGUUGCCUUUAGAAAAGAAAGAUCUAAAAAAGUUCCCAAACAAAAAUCAGGAUGAAAGUAGCAAGACUACUUCAAUUGCAAAUGAAAGUUCUCUUCCCCAAAUCAAGGGCUUGGGACAUCUUUCUCCUUCUAAAAAAAUGGUCAAGUUAAAUACUGUUGCUGCAAUGAUGGACAAUCUCUCUAAUUCACCUAUGAGCAGUGGAAACUUAAAUAAGUAUUCAUUGGAUAGAAGCUUCCCUGUUUACAGAAACAGUUGUAUCCUUAAAGACAAGAAGAGGAAAAAAUUAGAAAUACUGCCUAGUUUUAAACUGGCUACCUUGGAACUGGGUGCAUCAGGGUCUGAGGAGUUCGUGCAGGCAGAUACUACAGGUAGCAAGUCUUUUGGCUCUGAAGAGGAUUCUUAUGAAGACUUCUUUUCAUCAUUUGACUUCAAUGAAAGUGAAGUACAGACAAAAGUACCAAAGGAGUCACAGAAUCCUCCUGAAGUUUGUUGCAAAGACUCUUUUGCAAGCAUGGACUCACUUCAUAUGAGUUUCUGUAAGCCUCGUAGUACUUCCAAGAAAAGUGGGAAAAGGUCUUUUUCAGCAAAUGAUCUUUCAGUAAAGAAAAACUUAAAACCAGCUGAACAUCCUGGAAGUGUGCCAUUAAGUUAUAUGUCAGAUGGUGAAAAAGCUGACACUACAGAAGCCCUAUAUUCUGAUGAUGUGAAUAGGCUGCCUCAGCAUGCUCAUGAAAAAUGCUAUGGAACCAAUGUGAAUUACAGUACAUACACUAAUG